CCAUGAGUUAAACCUUCUUUAGUUAGUAAUGAGGAAGGCGUGGGCUCCAGCAGUGGACACCCGAAGGCAGCAGUGGGUGAAAACAAACAAAAUAAAGAAAAGUUUGGCUGUGAGCUGCUAGACGGCAGGAAGGCAGCAGGAAGGUACAUCACCACCACCAUCACUACCACAGGGAAGUGAGAGAUGGGGAGGAGGAUUUAAAAGGACAUGUUUGCAGUGCGCUGUCAGCCCUCACCUGCGCCUCACCCGCCGCCUCCCCCAGUGAGCGGGUGUAGGCCUGGGAAUAGAACAUAUGCAGAUGUCUUGGCAGUGCUGUGUAUGUCUGUUUGUCGAUGGGCAAGAAGGAACGUAGCAAAAGUUUAAGUACGAUAAUAUGACCAAAACAAUCUGGCAACGCUGCACGAGACCGCAGGAACGUCUGCUCGCGCUGAUAGACUGUCACCGUGCUGCUCCGCCCAGCCUUGGCCAUCCACUGCAGACGCUAGGGCCUGCGGAAUCUGCCAAGAUGCUUGCUGUGCUCAUCUUUGACCAACUGAAUGAUGUUGUUUACCUGCGAUGUGACCAUAAGUUUGUGAGACAUGUCCGCUCCAUGGCCGCGGCACAGCGGUUGCUGGGGGAAGGCGAAGUGGACCUUGAUGAGGUCACUCAGCUGGAUCCCAACAUCGUGGUGCAGCUGUUUUCACCUCUUGUAACCUCUCAGCGCAUCAUGGCAACUCAGUUCAACAACCCAUAUACAUCUGUCUCCUGCCAAGAUGGAACCAAUGUAGUCUUCAAGGAGUAUGCUGGUUACCUGUUUGUUGGAGUUGCUCACCAGGAAGAGACUCACCUGCAGCGCAUUGUUAGUGUUGCAAUUAGAAUGGUACAGCUCAUAGUGGGCCCAUGUGUUACUAUCUUGAAAAAAAGUGAGGAAAAGUGCAGCCUCCUUGACAACUUACUAGAAGCAUGGCAAGGUUUGUAUGCCAAAGAACAAAGUUAUUUGGUUGAAGCAGUUGAGAGACUCAUUGUUAAUGCAGAGCUCUCAGCAGCUGCUGUCAAGUCCCUUGCUGCUGUGAUUGACACGAUGAAGCCAUGCAAGGAUCUUUCUCCAUGUCAUGCUAUGUUUUUUGUCAGAAACAAGCUGCUUGCUUUAUACUCCAGUCGAAGUGCUCCGGAGCUCAAUGCAUCUGACCUGCUGUUCCUAAACCUACUGGUGACAGCAAGUCAGGUCAAGGAUGGAGAUUAUACAGAGGAUACUGCACCCAAGAUGGUUGUGACGCCUGAGGAGAAAAGAGAAGAUGAUGGGAUAGAGUUAGACAGUAGUGACUCCGGAGAGUUCUAUAGCAUGCCCAACACUCCUUUACUGGGGAGGAAUGCCAGCCAUGGAGAAGAGGUAUCACAAGGAAAAAUCCGUAGCAAUGUGCUGCUGCUGCGGACAGAUUCAUGUCAGCUGACUCCUCAUCUUGUGCACUAUGAGACCCUCUCAGAUGGCUUGUCCUUAGUCAUUGUCUCAGAGGUAAAUCGCACGCAAAUAUCCAUACAGCUCCUUACGCUGUUAUCAGGCUUAGAAGAAAUACUGACAGGGGAUAUAAAUGGACAUGGAAAGUUGAUUCUGGAUGCAUGUGAAGCAGCUGUUAAAAAGUCUCAGGAUUUGGCUAAGCGUAUUCCAAAAGGGAAGACUUAUGAACGUGUCGAGAAAGCUUUGCAGCAGGUCCAGUUCCGUUGGGAUAACUUGAAGAGGAGUGGCUUGGAGGAAUGGCUGAAAGGCGGAGGAGAUUCCAACAUCCCAACUCGUGUAGAUGCCUCCCUCACCUCACUAGUAGACAUAGCACGCUCUGCAUGGCGGAUUGCCUGUCUUGGAAUAAAUGCUUCUGCCACAGCCUCUCAGGUAGAGUCUGCAGUAGCCAUGGCUUCAGAACACAUGGCUGACUACUGCCACUUUCUUGAGGUGAAGGCCUUAAGAAACAUGACACUAGGAUGCCGUUCAGCUCUCACCAUAAAUAAGUACUUAGAAGAUUUCCCUGGCCUAGUUCAUUUUUUGUAUAUUGACCGCUCAACCCAUCAACUGACAUCUCCCACCUUAUUACCAGAUGAGGCAGGGGAUGCACCUCAGGAGUCAGAAAGCCCAGCAAACAGAACCAGGUCCCUCACUGUUUCAAGAGUGUGGUCCAUGGUUGAGUUUGCUCGUUCCCAUUUGAGUAAGGGCCAUUUGUCACUUAUGUGGAAAGACACAACUUUUAAUUAUGCCUAUUUUUUAUGGUUUGAAGAUAGUAGUAGUAAUCCACUGAAACCUGGGGAAUUAGAUGAUGCCACAGAUAUGCUUCCUUUGCCUGGAGUGCUAUGUGAGGACUUCUACAGGACUCUUUGCACUCAAGCAUUUCCAGGCAUGGAUCCCAAUAGAAUACAUAUCUAUGAGCUCUUCUGUGUUCAUCUGGGGUUGGCCACCUCUCCCUGUGUGCUAGAACACACACGACGUCUUGCUGCCACCAUAUGGGAAGUGGCUGGACCAAUAGAUGCAAAUCCUGCAGAUCUUCUGUAAGUUUUGCCACUAGUAUUAUUUUCAUGAAAUCACAAAAUAAUCACCAAAUAACAUGGAGAUACUCUGAAAUAUUCCAAUACAGGACACCCUCAAUAUUUGCAAUGUCAUUUCUGAAAUCCCUGUAAAUAGCUAAAUUUAUUCUUAUGACAAUUUAUGUACCUCAUUAUUAUGUCACAAACAUUUUGUAGUUUUAGCCAGAUGUGAUACUAGAUGGCAUGUUGUGUACUGUGAUGUGAACAACUCUAAAUACUGGCCACUUGGUUUCUUUCACUGAUUGCCAUGACACAAAGAGUGACUCACCUCAUGAAUGUGUUUUGUUCAGUAGUCCAAGGAGACCCAGGAUCAGUGAGAGAGAAUCUGCUUUAUUGCCUUUGAAUGUAUUGGAGGUGGGAUGAGAAAUGAAUGAUUACAGCUUACAUGUGGAGUGUGGACUUGAAUGAGGCUGAGUGUUCCUCUUUCAUGAAUUAUUUUAGUAUUUGAAAGAAGAAUGGCAGUUUGCUGUUGCUUCUUUUUCAGUGUUUUAUUCAUAGCUCAACUACAGUGAACUCCUUUAAAAUGAAGUUCACAUCUGUGGACAUUUGCAAUAUUUUCCUUUUCAUUAUUUUUGGUGAUUUGUUUAUAGAAAACUCAGAUAUUGAUGGUGUCUUGUAGUGUUUGCCAAAGAUGUACCCAUAUGCAUUCCAGUAUCAGGUAGUGUUCUAGUAGAUAUUAUAAUUGUUAAUACAUCUGUUUAUUGUGCCAAAAUAUCUAGUGUAUUACUUUUUUUAAAGAAUAUAUUUAUAGAUUUAGUGUUAUAUUGGCAAUUAUGUGUAUAUUUUGUUGCAUUUAUGUGCAUUUGGUCAUGCAUUUAUAUAUUUUUAAGUGUUAGUGACAAAAUUUUUCUAUUGAAAUCUAUUAUAUAUUUAGCUAUGGUGUAGCAGCUAUUACAUCUGUCAUUGAGAAGUUUCUAGUCAUUGUAAAAGAUCUGAGUAUUACAUAAUCUGAAUGGUACUUAAAUUUUUACAUAGUGUUAUUUGUAUUUAAAAAUGAAAGCAAUGGAAAAGU
Molecule: messenger RNA, 3559 nt
Organism: Scylla paramamosain (green mud crab)
Lineage: Eukaryota; Metazoa; Arthropoda; Malacostraca; Decapoda; Portunidae
Gene: HPS1
Product: BLOC-3 complex member HPS1-like
Exons: 10
Coding region: 374-2515 (713 amino acids)
Biological process (GO): vesicle-mediated transport
Cellular component (GO): BLOC-3 complex
Molecular function (GO): guanyl-nucleotide exchange factor activity
Source: RefSeq, a predicted model, not a curated record